UCAGGUGCCCAUCAGCCUGUACGUGGGUCUUCUAGCUAGUGCCUGACCGCCUGCCAUGGUAGCCACCGCUCUCUGCUCACUGCCCUGUCUCAUCCUGGCCGUCGCUGUCCUGCUCGCUGCCCCUGAUAACAAUGGUGCAGCGGCGUUGGACGCCCAGGCCGCGUACCUGUCUCGGUUGAAGCAGGAUUUCGCAGGGCCGGCCAUGGCGCGCUGGGACUUCUCCCCAGCGCCGGUGGUGGACUACUGCAGGUUCCAGGGCGUGGUCUGCGACGGCGCAGGCGGCGGCAACGUAACGGGCAUCGACCUCACCUCGUGGCGCCUCACCGGCAGGAUCCCUCCCGGCAUCUGCGCGGCGCUGCCGGCGCUCCGGGAGCUCCAGCUCGGCUUCAACGACAUCCGCGGCGGGUUUCCCGCGAGCCUCCUCAACUGCUCGUCCCUCGAGACGCUCAACCUCAGCUACUCCGGCGUGUCGGGCGCCGUGCCGGACCUGUCCCCGAUGCGCGCGCUCCGGGAGCUCGACAUGUCGAACAACCUCUUCACUGGCGCGUUCCCGGUGGCGUCGCUCGUUAACAUGACCUCCCUCGAGGUCGUCAACUUCAACGAGAACCCCGGCUUCGACGUGUGGCGGCCGCCGGAGUCGCUCACGCGGCUGCGGCGCCUCCGCGUGCUGAUCCUGUCCACGACCUCCAUGCGCGGCGGCGUGCCAGCGUGGCUCGGCAACAUGACGACGCUCACCGAUCUUGAGCUCAGCGGCAACUUCCUCACCGGCCGCAUCCCGCCGUCGCUCGGCCGCCUCGCCAACCUCGAGUUCCUAGAGCUCUAUUACAACGAGCUCUCAGGCACCAUCCCGAACGAGCUCGGCAACCUCACGCGACUCGCCGACGUCGACUUGUCGGAGAACCGGCUCUCGGGUGCCAUCCCGGACUCGCUCUGCGCGCUGCCCAGGCUCCGCGUGCUGCAGGUGUACACGAACUUCCUCUCGGGGCCCAUCCCGGCGGUGCUGGGAAACUCCACGCAGCUCGAGAUCCUGUCUGUGUACAAGAACCAGCUCACCGGCGAGCUCCCCGCAAACCUUGGCCGCUACUCCGAUUUCAACGUGCUCGAGGUCUCCGAGAACCUGCUUACGGGCCCGCUGCCACCGCACGCCUGCGCCAACGGAAACCUCCAGUACAUCCUCGUCCUCAGCAACCUCCUCACCGGUCCCAUCCCGGCAGCCUAUGGCGAGUGCUCGCCGCUGCUCCGGUUCCGCGUCAGCAACAACCACCUCGAAGGCGACGUGCCGCCGGGGAUCUUCGCACUGCCGCACGCCUCCAUCGUGGACCUCUCCUACAACCACUUCACAGGCGCCUUGUCCCCGUCCAUCGCCGGCGCCAAGAACCUCACCUCGCUCUUCGCCUCUGACAACCGGCUCUCGGGCGUUCUACCUCCUGAGAUCGCGGACGCGGGAAGCCUCGUCAAGAUCGACCUGAGCAACAACCUCAUCGCCGGCCCGAUCCCGGCGGAGCUAGGGAAGAUGGUUAGACUGAACCUGCUGUCGCUGCAGGUGAACCGCUUCAACGGCACCAUCCCGGAGACUCUCGCCGAGCUCCGGAGUCUCAACGUGCUCAAUCUGUCGGAGAACGCGCUGUCGGGGCAGAUCCCGGAGGCUCUGUGCGCGCUGCUGCCCAACUCGCUGGACUUCGCCGGCAACAACUUGUCCGGGCCGGUGCCACCGGCGAUCAUCAAGGAUGGGCUCCUGGAGAGCGUCGCCCGCAACCCGGGGCUGUGCGUGGCGUUCCGGCUCAACCCCAGGGACACGACGAUGCCGAUGUGCCACAAGGACGCGGACAAGCGAGGGCUCGCCGGGAGCGCGUGGAUCAUCGGGGCGUGUGCGGUGGUGUGCGUGGUGGCAAUGCUGGCGCUGGCGCGGCGAUGGCUGAUGCGGCGGUGGGCGGCCCAGGACGGGGAUCAGGACGGGACGUCGUCGUCGUCGCCGGGGUCGAGGAGGGGCCACGGCGGGUCGUCGUACGACGUGACGAGCUUCCACAAGCUCACCUUCGACCAGCACGAGAUCUUGGAGGCCCUGAUCGAGAAGAACAUCGUGGGGCACGGCGGCUCCGGCACGGUGUACAAGAUCGAGCUGAGCAGCGGCGAGCUGGUGGCGGGCCUGGCCUACCUCCACCACGACCUCCUGUUCGCCAUCGUCCACCGCGACGUCAAGUCCUCCAACAUCCUCCUGGACGCCGACUUCGAGCCCAAGGUGGCCGACUUCGGCAUCGCCAAGGUGAUCCAGGCCACCGCCUCAUCCCGCGGCGACACCACGGCGUCCACCACCACCAUCGCCGGCACCUACGGGUACCUGGCGCCGGAGUACGCAUACUCCUCCAAGGCCACCACCAAGUGCGACGUGUACAGCUUCGGGGUGGUGCUCAUGGAGCUGGCCACGGGGAGGAAGCCCAUCGAGCCGGAGUUCGGGGAGACGAGGGACAUCGUGCAGUGGGUGACCGCCAAGGUGGCCGCGGCGGCCGAGGCGGAGGCGCUCGACAAGGGGCUCGCGUGGAGCCCGUUCAAGGAGGAGAUGGUGCAGGCGCUGCGCGUCGCCGUCCGGUGCACCUGCAGCAUCCCCGGGCUACGACCCACCAUGGCCGACGUCGUGCAGAUGCUCGCCGAGUCCGGACCCGCCGGCCGGACUGGCAAGACCGACGUGAAAGGCUACUCCGGUCAGCAACCCAAACCUGUUGCCGUGUAAUUGAUCAAGUAGCGUACGUUCGUACUGGUGCAAGCAAUCAAUUAACCAGGUACUACUAGUUAAAUUAUUAAGAGUGACUUAAGAAGAUGAUAAGUUCAUCUGGAGAGAUUCACUCAAGUAAUUAGGUUAAAAAUACUACCGCUGCUACUAUUAUCCUAGUAGUACUAACUAAUAAUUAAGAUCAAGAAGAUGAUUAAAAACAUCUAUAGAGAUCGUUCCUGGUUGAAAAUUAAGGUUGUUCGAUGUUGCACUAGGAGAGUGAGUGAGUGAGUGAUAGCUAGCUGGAAUGCUGGAUAGAAUACUACUAGCUGCAUUGCUAGAUGGCUUUUAUUGGGCCAUUUUCCACCCAUAUAUACACUGUACUAGACUGCUUGGUGUUUAAGCAGAAUCUGAUGCCUCAGUUAGUGGAUGGA
Molecule: messenger RNA, 3141 nt
Organism: Lolium rigidum
Lineage: Eukaryota; Viridiplantae; Streptophyta; Magnoliopsida; Poales; Poaceae
Product: receptor protein-tyrosine kinase CEPR1-like
Exons: 2
Coding region: 56-2728 (890 amino acids)
Biological process (GO): protein phosphorylation
Molecular function (GO): protein kinase activity; ATP binding; receptor serine/threonine kinase binding
Source: RefSeq, a predicted model, not a curated record